This is a messenger RNA of Cuscuta campestris, 1135 nucleotides long. The record is from the annotation of a GenBank genome assembly. Lineage: Eukaryota; Viridiplantae; Streptophyta; Magnoliopsida; Solanales; Convolvulaceae.
UUUUAUUUAUAUUCCACAUUUAUUAAAAAACAUAAAUUUUUUUGCCAAACAAAAAACAUGAAACUCAAUAGGGAAAAAAACUUAGAAGGCACAUUUCGGAAUGUCGGAUAGGACAUCUUUUGGGCCUUGUGAAAUGGACCGGCGAAAGAUUUUUUAAAAUAUAGAUUGGACCGGCGAAAGAAUUUUUAAAAUACAGCAAGAAAAAGACGGCCCAAAUUAUGUUCGAACUCGACUUUAGCCUUCGUUGAUUUUCUCCUUCUCGCCCGUGGAAGCUCCCGAAAAUGGCUUCCGUUUGUUUACGAAGACUCGGAUCACAAAUCCGGCGGAAUCCCUGCCUCACCCACCCCUUUGGAGCCCGAUCCUCCGCCACCUCCACAGCGCGGACUUCCUCCGCCAGGGUCUCCGACCGGAUCGUGAAUCUGUUUGCAAUUGAUCCGGAAGGCCGGAAGCGGAGCGUGAUCGGACUCUCCGGCCAGACUCUUCUCAAGGCGCUGACCAACCAUGGCCUGAUUGACCCGGCUUCCCACCGGCUCGAAGAUAUCGACGCCUGCUCUGCGGAGUGCGAGGUCCACAUCGCGGAGGAAUGGCUCGAGAAGCUCCCACCGGCCACGUACGAUGAACAGUACGUGCUCAAGAGGAACUCUAGGUCUAGGGUUUUGAACAAGCACUCCAGGCUCGGAUGCCAGGUCGUUCUCACUCAGGAGCAUCAGGGCAUGGUCGUAGCAGUCCCCGAGCCAAAGCCAUGGGACACUCCGUAAUCUCUGCCAGGUUCGUCCUCUUGAAGAUUUGUUGUUUUUGAGGUCUCGAAUUGAAUAAUAUGUGAACCGUGUAAUUUGCCUGAAAAUGUUCUGCUUUGAUUGUGACAAUUUCUGGAAAUCCCAGUAGUGAUACUGAUUGCCAGUCCGAGGUUGAAUUUCCAGUCGUGUUUGAUUCCUUUUCCUGAUGUUGAGCUAGUUUUCUUGCUCAGGGCUAUAAACUGAUUUAGUCAUGGUUUCUUCAAAUACUAGUCUUGAAUGACUGAAUGAGCAUCACAGUGUUCAUUCUUUGAGUGAUUAUUUCUUAUGGAGUGGUGUGUUUUGGCUCCAACCAACAGUCUAUCUAUACUGAUGCCUUCCGAUAAAGUUUCUUCUUUCCU